Molecule: messenger RNA, 840 nt
Organism: Lactuca virosa
Lineage: Eukaryota; Viridiplantae; Streptophyta; Magnoliopsida; Asterales; Asteraceae
Source: the annotation of a GenBank genome assembly
AUGGAAGAGAAGCCCACCGGAAGUACAAUCAUGGCAGCACUCUCCACCCUCACCCCGCCACAAAUCUCCUCCCUGACCACCACCAUCUCCGCCCUCUUCCACCUCCACCACCGCCGUCUCUCCUCCCUCCUCUCCUCUCACACCCUCUUCUCCCUUUCCCUCCACCACCUCCACACCCUCUCCCUCAAUCAAAAAUCCCUCCUCAUUUCCCGCCACCUCUUAUCAAUCCUCUCCCACCUCUCCCACUUCCUCCACCCCAAAACUGCCGGAUCACCACCAUACAACACCACCGUGGUCAACGUCAACCACCGUGACCUUGACUCUGUUCUACUGUUACUCCUUCUAUGUGAACUCCAUCAACAUGAUCCGGAAUCACUCAAGACAUUAUCGCCGGAAAAGUGGCGGGAGUCGCUUUCCGGUUAUGUCUCCACCACCAUGUUGACUCUCUCCGGCAUUGGGUUCUCCAACAGUGAAACGUUGAGGAAAUAUGUUGAAGUGGUGACAAGGUGCCGGAAGUUUGUGGAGGUGAUGGGCGGUGGUGGAGAUGGGAAGGAAGGGAGAGAGGUGGCGGCGUCUGUGACGGCAGUUGUGGCACUGCCGUCGGUGGAGGUGGAGCAAGGAGGAAAAGAGUGUGUUGUGUGUAAAGAAGAGAUGAGGGAAGGGAGAGAUGUGUGUGAAUUGCCUUGUGAACAUCGGUUUCAUUGGAUGUGUAUAUUGCCAUGGUUGAUUAAGAGGAACACGUGUCCUUGCUGCCGCCAUCAGCUGCCGACUGAUGAUGUAUACGGCGAGCUUGAGCGGCAGUGGGCGGUUCUUGUGAAAAUAAGUGAUGGUUAUUAUUAG